AUGUCUCCUUCACAGUCACCACGAACCGAAAACGACAGCGUGUUUUUCCGAGAGGAUGUCUUCUUGCAAGACUUUCUCAAUGAGACUUCUGAUCCAGAGUUAAUCAACGAGACGUCAAGAAACAACAAGACCAUGGAUCGCGACUUGAAUCUUCCCGAGUUCACGACGUGGACCCUGACCAAGAUCGUCAUCAUUUGUAUCCUGUUUGUCAUUGCGGCCAUAGGCAACUUGUUCAUGGCCCGAGCGACGUUGCGGCUGCGGCGCAGGUCCGGCAUCUACCUGCUGUUACUGCACCUGUCGGUAGGGGAGCUGCUGGUCACGUGUAUCACCAUGCCGUCCGAGGCCAUCUGGGCCUACACCGUCUCCUGGUGGGCGGGAGAUACCAUGUGUAGGAUCCUAAUGUUUACCACGCAGAUGCUGGGAUUGUACCUGUCCACUUACAUCACUGUGUGCAUCAGUCUGGACCGAUGUGUUGCCAUCGCAUUCCCACUCAAGAAGGGACAGGCUCCCGAGAGAGCUCGGAGCAUGGUCAUCGUGUCCUGGGCGCUCAGCCUCAUCUUUUGCAUACCGCAGGCCGUGAUUUUCCACGUGGAGGUUCACCAGUACGUACCGUCGUUCCACCAGUGUGUGACGUACAACUUCUACUCGGCAGAGUGGCAGGAGGACCUGUACAACAUGCUGGUGUUCGUGGUCAUGUACCCGGCACCCAUGGUCAUCAUGGUCGCCUGCUACGUCUGCAUCUUCGUCAGCCUCUUUAGGCACUGGAGGGGAACUAACAACCUGGAGACUGGCAACAAGACCGGUCAGCGGGAACGCCUCUUCUCCAAGGCCAAAGUCCGGACCCUACAGAUGGCCGCCGGCAUCCUCACCACCUUCUUCGUCUGCUGGACUCCCUUCUACUGCGUCAUGAUGUGGCACCUCUUCUUCCAGCACGAGUACCCGAUCAACCAGAUCAUCUUCGACGUGCUGUACCUGUUUGGGGUGUCCAACGCCUGCGUUAACCCCGUGGUGUACGGUAAGAGCGUGGUGACGAGGAAACCCGGGAAGUCGUUUCUGGUGAACUGGUACCAGGCUUGUUUGGAGCCUGAAGAGUAUGCCAGGAAACUGGACUCUACCAAGGCGGCUGCGUGUACCCGACUGUCGUCCCUUAGGAGAAGUGAGCAGCGGGACCGGAUGAACAGCCUGACGCCGACGGUCUACGUUGAAGUGAGUCGCAGGAAUUCCUCAAGAAUUGUGACUCAGGACCAACUAUCUGGGAGUAGGGUAUAGUAACCGAUAUAUAGAGGGGACCUUAUCUGUGUUCUUUAUACAAAACGUGAAGAUGCAUAUGUCCAGAGUUCUGCCAAAAAAAAUUGGAAAUAUGUACGCAAGCAUCUACUUUAUGCACAAUAUAGCACUGUAAGAUGAUGUAUUCUCUUGGUGUUGGUGGCAAUGCUUUGAUGCAGUGAUGUGUGAAUCUAUUGAAAACAAUGAAGGCUUUUACUGCUGCAUUUAUAUUGUACUUAAGGAAAAUAAGGACUUAUGUCAAAGGAUGAUAUGAUACACACACACA
Branchiostoma floridae (Florida lancelet) is the source of this 1552-nucleotide messenger RNA. RefSeq names its product gonadotropin-releasing hormone receptor-like. Bases 1 to 1269 code for a protein of 422 amino acids. The record is from RefSeq and is a predicted model, not a curated record. Gene Ontology annotation, molecular function: peptide binding; G protein-coupled receptor activity. Lineage: Eukaryota; Metazoa; Chordata; Leptocardii; Amphioxiformes; Branchiostomatidae. The transcript is spliced from 5 exons. Gene Ontology annotation, biological process: G protein-coupled receptor signaling pathway. Gene Ontology annotation, cellular component: membrane.